AUGCCAAUGGACAGAUACCAAUAUGUCAGCAAUGUCUGGAGAGAUGGCAUCUUUGAUGGCAAAGUAGUCUUCUGUACUGGCGGCGCAGGCACCAUCUGCUCAGCCCAAGUUCGCGCCAUGGUCGCGCUCGGAGCAAACGCCUGCAUCGUAAGCCGCAACACUGAGAAGAUUACAGCCAUGGCCAAAGAUCUCGAAACCGCACGCCCCGGCGCAAAAGUCAUCGGUAUCGGCGCAAUCGAUGUCAGGAAGCCCGAGCUCCUCGAACAAGCCGCCGCGCGCUGCGAGAAAGAGCUCGGAAGCAUCGACUUUGUCAUUGCAGGCGCAGCAGGCAACUUCCUCGCUUCCUUUGACCAGAUCUCGACAAACGCCAUGAAGUCUGUCAUCGACAUUGACGUCUUGGGUAGUUGGAACACGGUCAAGGCAACGAUGCCGUAUCUCGAGAAAUCGGCCAAGAAGCACAGGACGGAUGGGUUGACUGUGCCUGCCAACGGUACAGGCGGCCGAAUCAUCUUUGUCAGUGCCACACUCCAUUAUGCAGGUACACCGCUACAAGGCCACGUCUCGGUCGCAAAGGCAGGUGUAGAUGCCAUGGCCAUGUCAGUAGCAAUUGAAAAGGGUCCUUUGGGUGUUACAUCCAAUGUCAUUGCUCCCGGGCCCAUUGGAAACACCGAAGGUAUGGCGCGGUUGUCUAAACCAGAUGCGCUGAGCAAAUUGGCCAAGAACAUUCCCUCGGGUCGUCUCGGCUCGGUCAAGGAGAUUGCGGAUGCGACCGUGUUCUUGUUCUCCGACGCGGGCAACUAUGUCAAUGGCGAUACCAUUGUUGUUGAUGGCGGCGCGUGGCGGAACGUGGGCGUGGGAAGCGGCGAUCAAUAUCCUGAGAUUGUGCUUGCUCCUGAGAGCUCCAAGGCGAAACUAUAG
Molecule: messenger RNA, 918 nt
Organism: Pyrenophora tritici-repentis Pt-1C-BFP
Lineage: Eukaryota; Fungi; Ascomycota; Dothideomycetes; Pleosporales; Pleosporaceae
Product: FabG, Dehydrogenase with different specificities (related to short-chain alcohol dehydrogenase)
Biological process (GO): fatty acid catabolic process
Cellular component (GO): peroxisome
Molecular function (GO): 2,4-dienoyl-CoA reductase (NADPH) activity
Source: RefSeq, a predicted model, not a curated record